CUGCCCUGCAGCCCCUAGCCCCAGGAGGGGAUGGUGCAGAGCAGGAAGGGCAGCUUGGAGAGGAUUUUUGUGCUUACCGAGGUAGGCGCGGAGUGAGCUGGCUGCCAUCCCGAGCCGCCGGCUCUCCCGGCCUGCUGGGUGUCUCCACUCCCGCUGACUUCAGCCUGCAGGAAUGUGCAGCGGGCCCUGCCGUCUGCGGGCACGGGAAGCUCCUGGGCUCCCAGGGCUCCUGGCCAUGGACUCCCGUGGGCUCACGGAGCCAGGCCUGGGCUCUGACUGGGAGGGAAGACAACUCCUGCUUCAGCUCCUCGGAUUUUCACAGGAUCUGUGCCUGCCCCUGUAUUUCACAGCAGGAACCACCCACCUGGCCAGCACUUCAAGCACGUCUGUGAGUCACCAGCGCACAGGCACAAAGGAGCGAGGAGUGACACAGCCAGCUCUGUGUCCCGGCCCUGGGGUGACACGGGCAGCAGUUGGCACGGGCUGGCAGUGCCCCGUGCCCUGCGGGGCAGGGGCUGUGCCAGCAGCACAGUCUGGACUGGGCUGGGGCAGCACCUGUGGAUAACUGCACUGCCACCGUGGCUCUGCUCGGCUCGCAGCGGUGCUCCCGCUCUGUUCUCUCACUGCUGCUUUGAACUGCCGUUCCUGCCUGAUUGUUCCCUCAGUCAAAGGAAAAUGAGCUCCAAUUGAGGUUAACUCCUUUCUUGCUGUGGUGUCCAGCCUGGCCCCCACUCACCAACCUGCUUUUGACUUCACUACCAGUGAUAUUUUCUCUUUGUGGAUUUCCAUCAAUAUUUAAUGCAGCGGUGUCGGUUUUGCUGUAAGAUGAGAGGAUCUACUAGAGACCUUGAAUUAUACAUCCCGUAUAUCCGGGGGGAGGCUGGAAGCGUUUUCUUUUGGGCCCGGGCUCUUGGCGCCGAUCUGCAGCAGCCGCAGCUGGAAGCCCAGAGAUGGAGGAGCCCCAGCAGCAGCAGCAGCACGAGGAGCGGCCCCGCAGGGUGAGGUUCCGCAUCUCCUCGGCCGGCAGCGGCCGGCUGCUCAAGCAGGUCUACGAGGACGGGCAGGAGCUGGAGCCGCCGGCCGAGGAGCGCUCGCGGCGCUUCCUGCGCCACAGCUUCGAGCCCGAGGAGCCGCUGUGCGGGCCCGGGGAGCUGCCGGGGAGCGCCGAGAGCCUGUGCUGGCCCACGGCCCUGACGGCCCGCAGGAUCAGCGUGCUGAGGGAGACUCAGCCCCAGGGGCUGCUGGGGAGCGCGGGCCUGCUCGGCGACUGCCGCCCGGGGAGCGGCCUGUGCGAGCCUUCCCCAGUUGUAGAUUUUGGCAAGAUCAUCAUCUACACCAAUAACCUGAAAAUCAUCCGUGCACCGAUGGACGAGAAGGAGCUCAUGAGAAGAAUGAUCCAGACUGAGGGAAUAAAUGACUGGACGUUCGUGUACCGGGAGAAGAAAGAGCGACUUGGUGGUGGGCAUGAAACAGAUGUGGAGAAUAUGGUCACGUGCAACCAGCAUGUGCUGGAGGGCUAUGCUGAACACUGCUGCUCCCAGUGCAGAGGCUCGGGCUGUGCUCCCUGCUCGCUGUGCCACGGCAGCAAGUUCUCCAUGCUGGCAAACCGAUUCCGGGAGUCCUACCGGGCGCUGCGCUGUCCGGCGUGCGACGAGAGCGGGCUGCAGCCGUGCUGGGUGUGCGCCGCCUGAGCCGGCCCGGGCCCGCCUGCCCGCGGCGGAACGGGGUUACCGGGCGGGAGGGUGCUCUGGACACGGGGAAAGGCGCUCUGUACAUAGGGAGCACUCUGGACACGGGGAAAGGCACUCUCUGUGCGUGGGGAAAGGCACUCUGUACAUAGGGAGCACUCUGGACACGGGGAAAGGCGCUCUGUACAUAGGGAGCACUCUGGACACGGGGAAAGGCACUCUCUGUACAUAGGGAGCACUCUGGACACGGGGAAAGGCGCUCUCUGUACAUAGGGAGCACUCUGGACACGGGGAAAGGCGCUCUGUACAUAGGGAGCACUCUGGACACGGGGAAAGGCACUCUCUGUACACAGGGAGCACUCUGGACACGGGGAAAGGCGCUCUGUACACAGGGAGCACUCUGGA
Molecule: messenger RNA, 2093 nt
Organism: Zonotrichia leucophrys gambelii
Lineage: Eukaryota; Metazoa; Chordata; Aves; Passeriformes; Passerellidae
Gene: GRXCR2
Product: glutaredoxin and cysteine rich domain containing 2
Exons: 7
Coding region: 951-1691 (246 amino acids)
Biological process (GO): sensory perception of sound
Cellular component (GO): stereocilium base; microvillus; stereocilium shaft
Source: RefSeq, a predicted model, not a curated record